AUGGAGAUUAACACAGACCCCAACUUUGACAUAACCGAGUUUAAAGAUAAUCCUCUCCUUUUCGCGGAGGAAGGGAUUCACAGGUAUUGUCGGGGUGCGUUUCACCCUGUCAGUCUCGGUGACGAAUUCAACAAUGGCCGGUACACAGUGCGCCAUAAGUUAGGCUUUGGUGAAUCUUGUACAGUGUGGCUUGCAGAGGAUAACCAACCAAGCUAUGUGUGGCAUUCUCAUGGUCCAUGGGUCGCUUUGAAGAUAUUGGCCGCGCACAUCAAGGAGCCGAGGGAAAUUCGAAACCUGCGAUAUUUGAAAGAAAAGACAAGAGACUACCCCUCCAGCAAGGGUAUCGCUAACUUGCUUGACACCUUUCUGGUCGUUGGUCCGAACGGAACGCAUCAUUGCUUGGUAUUUGCAUCCUUUGGUCCCACCAUUGAAUUGAUUCAACAGUCCUUUAUUGACUUCAACAACUACGGUCACUAUCUCGAAUUUGCCAAUACUAAGUUCAGUAACUCGACUCAUUGUGACGCAAUGGAAGCUUCGACUAUACAUCGAAUUGCUCAGAAGGUUUUGGUGGCCGUGAAACUGAUGCAACGCUUGGAAAUGUGUCACGGAGGUGAGUUUGUUUUUCCCAUGAACAGUCUAAAGUCCAGUGAAGAGUUGCGGCGUAUUGGCAAUGUUACUUACAUGGCAGUAGGUAUCAGUGGUUCACACAUUAUCAUCGACUAUAGAUCCAGGUUAGCGUAUACCUCUAGAGGAGGAUUCUUUGAGAUUCUCGGAUCGCCGCAGGCGGUCCCCUUAGAGCGCCGUGACGGGAUGCUCCUGGAUCCCGGGCUUCCAAAAGAACUUAUAGAAACUGCCAAAUGGCCAGGAUAUGCCGAGAGCAUUUCGGAUAGCGCCCGUCUCAUUGGCUUUGGAAAGAGUUUCCUCCGCGGAGAGGAACCUGAUAACCUCAAGCAACCAGUGCAUCUUCGAUGCCCCGAGUCUAUCAUUGGGGACAAGGUCGACUAUCGUCUUGAUCUGUGGCAUACGGGAUGCUUCCUAUAUCAACUUGCAACACUGGAACCUCCGUUCCCUAUUCCGCUCAACGAUUAUGAAUACAUAAGGAGCAUGAUUGGGUUUGUGGAAGACUUACCAACAGAGUGGGAGUCAAAGCUAGACGAGCUACGAUUGAUUUCCGAGCAAACAUCUGCACUGGAAAGGGCCCGGGCAACGGAAGAACAAACAACAGACCUAACAGCCACAUGCAGAAGCUCCAACCUCAGCAGGUUCUCUAGUGUCAUACCGCGCCUAAAGGACGCUUUUGUCGAAAAGGCAAGUGACCCGACAAUGGCUCGCUUGCUGCCGAUAAUUGACAGGCUGCUACGAUUUCGGCCGUCUGAUCGCUUGCCACUCCAUGCGCAGACAACGCCAACAGACUCAAGUAGACGGGGAUUCAUAGACGAUUAUCCACUGGAAAUUCGAACUCAACGCGAACAAGAGCUUCCGAACAGUAGUGAACGACCACAUCUUGAGAUACCUGAGGUUCAGGAGGCCUCUGAGCGGCCGCAAUUUGAGGCUCCAGAAGAUGCUUCAGGCUUGCCAGGGAAUCAUGAGCAACAACAGCUGCCAGACCAAGAUGAAGUAACAAAUUCACCGGAUGAGCAGGGCCACCAACCGCAAGAACUAUCGCACCUAUCUCAGAAUCCUCGACAGGUACAACCAGAGGCCCCAGCAGGGUCAUCCGAGCUACUUGUCGGUCAUGAAGUACAGCAGGCACAGGCUUGUCAAAGUGCCGAGAAAGACCAGUCAGGGACGCAAACAGGGACACCGGGAACACCGGGCCUACUGAGCGACCACCAUGAGGAUCAGUCCGCUUCACCAGAAAUCUCUAAAAAAGAUAAGCUGGAGGCAGUGGACGGGACAUCGGACCUAUUCCACAAUCAGGAAGAACCGCAGCCAGAGGCAUCAGAUGUUUGUCAAGACACCAAUAAAUCCCAGUCAGAGGUGCAAACAGGUGAAUUGGAUCUGUCGAGUGAUAAUCAUGAGCAUCAGCCGGCGUCGUCUGAUAUCUCUAAGAACCUUGGAAAAGAACAACUGGAGGUAGCGGAUGGAACACCAGACCUACUCCAGAGCCAGGGAGAACCGCAGCCGGAGUCAGAGAUUCCCGAGUGUUCGAAGCAGUCACAGCUAGAGACUAUGGAGGAUGCAGCAGACUUCUUGAUGGACAGUCGACCACAAGAGCCCGGAGGUCGCAAGAGAUUUCGUUCACGUCUAGAAGGGUUGCUAAAUCAUGGAUGGAGGCCAUGGAAGAGGCGCCGGAACUCUUAG
Penicillium mononematosum is the source of this 2304-nucleotide messenger RNA. RefSeq lists its product as uncharacterized. The record is from RefSeq and is a predicted model, not a curated record. Gene Ontology annotation, biological process: regulation of mRNA processing; protein phosphorylation; spliceosomal complex assembly. The coding region runs from base 1 to 2304 and encodes 767 amino acids. The transcript has 4 exons. Gene Ontology annotation, molecular function: protein kinase activity; ATP binding. NCBI's taxonomy places the organism in Eukaryota, Fungi, Ascomycota, Eurotiomycetes, Eurotiales, Aspergillaceae.